This is a messenger RNA of Antrostomus carolinensis (chuck-will's-widow), 2214 nucleotides long. RefSeq names its product SEL1L family member 3 (gene SEL1L3). The annotation marks the transcript as partial. The transcript is spliced from 18 exons. Gene Ontology annotation, molecular function: protein binding. NCBI's taxonomy places the organism in Eukaryota, Metazoa, Chordata, Aves, Caprimulgiformes, Caprimulgidae. The record is from RefSeq and is a predicted model, not a curated record.
CAGAGAAGCUGUUACUAUGAAAACUAUUAUUUGGAGCUGAUUCACAAAUAUGGAGAAAAAUCCAAAUGUGAUGCCUUCAUAUGGGGAAAAGAGCUCAGGGAGAAGUACCACACUUUGUUCAAACUGCUACAAGAGAUUGAUUUCAGUGCUCCAGGUGGAGAUGGAAGUCAUACAGUUCUAGAAGUUGGCCGGAGGAUAUUUGAGAAGGUUGCAAAGGAUCUGUCCAGCACCAAUGGCCUCAGCAAUAUGGGCUCCUCUGUCCCUCUCUUGGUGGUUUCCAGUUCUUGUGGAUACCAUAAGGCUUCCUAUUUCCUUGCAGUUAUAUUUGAAACAGGGCUUGGUGUGUCUGUCGAUCGUAAAAAGGGACUGCUGUAUAGUUUGGUUGGUGCUCAGGGGAAUGAGAGACUUGCUGUGAUGAAUCUUGGCUAUAAACAUUACCAAGGCAUUAAUAAUUAUCCACUUGAUUUGGAGCUGUCGUAUGCUUAUUACAGUAAUAUUGCAAUAAAAACAUCAUUGGAUCAACACACUAUAAAAGGAGAGCAGGCAUUUGUUGAAACUAUAAGGCUGAUGGAUGAUGAACUGCUGAAAGCUCAAACAAAAGAAAAUGGUGAUGUCUUUAUGUGGUUAAAACAUGAAGCAACAAGAGGAAAUGCAGCUGCACAGCAACGAUUGGCUCAGAUGCUGUUUUGGGGCCAACAAGGAGUGGCAAAAAAUCCUGAAGCUGCAAUAGAAUGGUAUGCAAAGGGUGCAAUAGAAACAGAAGAUCCAGUGUUAAUAUAUGAUUAUGCCAUUGUGUUAUUUAAGGGCCAAGGUGUGAAAAAGAAUACAAAACUUGCUUUGGAAUUGAUGAAGAAAGCAGCAGCCAAGGGCUUGCCCCAGGCAGUGAAUGGAUUGGGAUGGUAUUACCACAAUUUUAAAAGAGACUACAGAAAAGCAGCUGAACACUGGUUAAUUGCUGAAGAACUGGGAAAUCCAGAUGCAUCGUACAACCUUGGUGUCCUUUAUUUAGAUGGGAUUUACCCUGGAGUACCUGGUAGAAAUCAAACAGUUGCUGCACGCUACUUCUAUAAAGCUGCCCAAGGAGGACAUAUAGAAGGGACUUUACGGUGUUCUCUGUACUACAUCACAGGAAAUAUGGAGGACUUCCCUCGGGAUCCAGAAAAAGCUGUGAUCUGGGCAAAACACAUUGCAGAGAAGAACGGCUACUUAGGUCACGUCAUCAGAAAAGCUCUCAAUGCUUAUCUGGAACUUUCAUGGCAUGAAGCUCUGCUGCAUUAUGUUUUAGCGGCUGAAACUGGGAUUGAAGUGUCACAGUCAAAUUUAGCACACAUCUGUGAAGAAAGACCAGACCUAGCAAGGAAAUAUCUAGCAACUGAUUGUGUUUGGAGAUACUAUAAUUUCUCUGUUUCUCAAGUCAAUGCACCAUCAUUUGCUUAUUUGAAGAUGGGCGAUUUCUACUACUAUGGUUACCAGAACCAGUCUAAAGACCUUGAGCUCUCAAUGCGGAUGUAUGCACAGGCUGCCUUAGAGGGAGAUUCACAGGGUUUCUUUAAUUUGGCCCUUGUCAUAGAAGAGGGCAACUCCAUACCUUCCUACAUUCUGGAUUACUUGGAAAUUGAUCAGGCAUUGCAUUCUAGUAAUGUGUCACUUCUUCAGGAACUUUAUUACAGGUGUUGGAAUAAUAGUAACCAAGAGUCUAUUAGUCCGUGCUCAUUAGCAUUGCUUUAUUUUCACAUAAGAGUUUUCUGGAACAGUAUUUUACAAUCCACUCUGAUCUACUUCGUGGGAACCUUUCUUUUAUCGAUUCUGGUUGCAUUUGCAGUGCAGUAUUUUCAGUCUUUAUCUGCCCAUAAUUCCCCUGGAACAAGAUCAGACCCAUCAUCAGAUGAACCUUCUUCCUCAGGGAACAGCACCGAGGAUGGUACCAGACUAGUGCAGCAAGAUGAAUCUUCUUUUUCAAACAAUUUAUUCUCCGAUAAAUACGGUGACUUUGUUUACAACAGCACAGAAGGACUUCGAAUAGUCUCCUGGAAAUCUAUGUGUAGCACAAGUCAAGAUGAGGUAGUUCAAGGACAAUUGAUCAUGGUAGUUCCUUCCAUGGGCUAUCCCAGGUGCUGCCAGCAACUCAACCUCUACUUGCUCUUCCGUGCAGAGAUAACUGUCCCUUUUCAGCCAACAGUACUGGGUAAAGGUCCAGACAGCAACAGUACUUGA